CCUGAAAUGUGGAAAGAGCUUCAAUACGAGCUCCUAUCUCAGUUCCCAUUGAAGAAUUCAUAGAGGGGAGAAACCCUAUCAGUGUGUGGAAUGUGGAAAGAGCUUCAGUUACAGCCACAGUCUCACUUCCCAUCAAAGAAUUCAUACAGGGGAAAAACCCUAUCAGUGCAUGGAAUGUGGAAAGAGCUUCAGGAAGAGCUCCCAUCUCACCUCCCAUCAAAGAAUUCAUACAGGGGAGAAGCCCUAUCAGUGUGUGGAAUGUGGAAAAAGCUUCAAUAGUAACUCCAAUCUCACUUCCCAUCAGAGACUUCAUAUAGGGGAGAAACCCUAUCAGUGCAUGGAAUGUGGAAAGAGCUUCAGUCAGAGCUCCCAUCUCACUUCCCAUCAAAGAAUUCAUACAGGGGAGAAACCAUAUCAGUGUGUGGAAUGUGGAAAGAGCUUCACUGAAAGCUCCUCUCUCACUUCCCAUCACAGAAUUCAUACAGGGGAGAAGCCCUAUCAGUGUGUGGAAUGUGGAAAGAGCUUCAGUCAGAGAUCCCAUCUCACUUCCCAUCACAGAAUUCAUACAGGGGAGAAACCGUAUCAGUGUGUGGAAUGUGGAAAGAGCUUCAGUCAUAGUGCCCAUCUCACUUCCCAUCAAAGAAUUCACACAUGGGAAAAACCCUAUCAGUGCGUAGAAUGUGGAAAGCGCUUCAGUCAGAGCUCCGAUCUCACUAAGCAUCAAAGAAUUCAUACAAGGGAGAAACCCUAUCAGUGUGUGGAAUGUGGAAAGAGCUUCAAUCAGAGCUCCCAUCUCACUUCCCAUUACAGAAUUCAUACAGGGGAGAAGCCCUAUCAGUGUGUGGAAUGUGGAAAGAGCUUCACAUGUAGCUCCUCUCUCACUUCCCAUCAAAGAAUUCAUACAGGGGAGAAGCCCUAUCAGUGCGUGGAAUGUGGAAAGAGCUUCACUGAUAGCUCCAAUCUCACUUCCCAUCACAGAAUUCAUACAGGGGAGAAGCCCUAUCAGUGUGUGGAAUGUGGAAAGAGCUUCACAUGUAGCUCCUCUCUCACUUCCCAUCAAAGAAUUCAUACAGGGGAGAAGCCCUAUCAGUGUGUGGAAUGUGGAAAGAGCUUCACUCAUAGCUCCCAUCUCACUUCCCAUCACAGAAUUCAUACAGGAGAGAAGCCCUAUCAGUGAAUGGAAUGUGAAAAGAGCUUCACUGUUAGCUCUAAACUCACUUCCCACCAAGGAAUCCAUACAUAGGUUGGAAAAACCAUUAUACAGCUUUAGGAGCCAGGCAAAUCCGCACCUUUUUAACCAGGCCUUUUUCUUAUUGACAUCUAAUGCUAUUUUAACAUGUGAUGUUUUGUGUUUUUAUGUUGUGUUUUUAUGUUCUAAGCAUUCCGAGACAUGUGGGUGUAGGGAAUACAGCCACUCUUAAAUUCCUAGGGGUCUUUGCCCCCCCCCAUAAAAUAUUUGAGGAGGCCACCCUCCAGGUUUUCUU
Messenger RNA from Podarcis raffonei (Aeolian wall lizard), 1484 nucleotides. RefSeq names its product zinc finger protein 345-like. The transcript has a single exon. The record is from RefSeq and is a predicted model, not a curated record. NCBI's taxonomy places the organism in Eukaryota, Metazoa, Chordata, Lepidosauria, Squamata, Lacertidae. The coding region runs from base 170 to 1177 and encodes 335 amino acids.